AGCGACACCACCGGGAAAUUGGGGUUUGAGGAGUUCAAGUACCUGUGGAACAACAUCAAGAAGUGGCAGUUUGAGGGGAAUUGUCCGAUUUUGGGGGGGUUUGAAGGCAUUUUUGGGGGGUCAAAGGUCACCUGCGCCCCCCCCCCAGGGUUCCGGCUGCCCCCCCCGCUGUGGGCGGUUUUGGGGCGUCGCUAUGGAGACGAGGGGGGGAACCUCGACUUUGACAACUUCAUCAGCUGCCUCGUGCGCCUGGACGCCAUGUUCCGUACGGGAGCCGAAAUUGGGGGGGGGACCCCGAAA
Molecule: messenger RNA, 300 nt
Organism: Pyrgilauda ruficollis (rufous-necked snowfinch)
Lineage: Eukaryota; Metazoa; Chordata; Aves; Passeriformes; Passeridae
Product: calpain small subunit 1-like
Exons: 2
Source: RefSeq, a predicted model, not a curated record